Chelonia mydas (Green sea turtle) is the source of this 3008-nucleotide messenger RNA. It is a transcript of the gene NKX1-2, whose product is annotated as NK1 homeobox 2. The record is from RefSeq and is a predicted model, not a curated record. Gene Ontology annotation, biological process: cell differentiation; regulation of transcription by RNA polymerase II. Gene Ontology annotation, cellular component: nucleus. Gene Ontology annotation, molecular function: RNA polymerase II cis-regulatory region sequence-specific DNA binding; DNA-binding transcription factor activity, RNA polymerase II-specific. Lineage: Eukaryota; Metazoa; Chordata; Testudines; Cheloniidae. The transcript has 2 exons. The coding region runs from base 258 to 923 and encodes 221 amino acids.
AUAUCAGACGGCCAGGUUUUUCUUAAAGGGCAUUUUUAAAAAUAAAAUCUGAUUUAAAAAAAAUGUUUUAAGAGGGAGGAAACAAUCCCAAAUUGGCUCCCGUUUUAAAGAGGGACCGGAAAGAAGAGCCCCCUUCAAUUGCUCAGUCUGGGGGGCGGGAAGUGUCUUUUGCAAGCUGAGUUUAAUAAACAAAUGCGGAAUUGACAUCAGCCGGCAGCAGGCGCCUGCCCCAGCCGCGCGUGUCCCCGGUGACACAGAUGCGUGCGGAGAGCAGCUGGCGGGAGGGGAGCGCUGGCGCAGAUGCCAACUCCAAGGGAGAGAGCGAGGCCGCGUCCACCCUGGAGGGCUCCGCGUGCGAGGGGGAGGAGCCGGCCCCGGGACCGGACCAGAGCCAGCCCGCAGCAGCCCCCCCGCGCUUGCACGACUUCCCCGGCUCGCCCGAUCCGGAGGAGAGAGACGACCCCGGCUCCCCGCCAGCCUCCAAGCGGCGCCGCGCCGCGCCGAGCUGCGCCAAGCCCCGGCGGGCCCGGACGGCCUUUACGUACGAGCAGCUGGUGGCCCUGGAGAACAAGUUCAGGGCCACCCGCUACCUGUCGGUGUGCGAGCGCCUCAACCUGGCCCUGUCGCUCAGCCUGACCGAGACCCAGGUCAAAAUCUGGUUCCAGAACAGACGGACCAAGUGGAAGAAGCAGAACCCCGGGGCGGACGGGGCGGGGCAGCCGGCAGCCAGCGCCGCGGUGCCCCCGUGCGGAGCCGGCGGCGGCAGCCCCAGCCCGCCGGGCCCUAGCGCCCUGGCCUUCCAGACUUUUCCCUCCUACCCCUCCGCCAAUGUCCUCUUCCCAGCGGCCGCUCCCCUGCCCCUGGCCGCGGCGCCCUUCCUCGGCCCGGCCUACCUGGCCCCCUUCUACACCCCGCACCUCUAAAGAGCCCGCCCGACCAGUUCCAGCCUUUCCCACCCUGCGGGCAGCCCGCGGGGGCUCCGCCCGUGGGUGUGUCUCGCUGCCCCUCCGCCAAGUGCGUUCACAGCCCCCGCGCUCCCCUCCCGGGGGGAUCGCAGCCCCUUAGGCGGCCCCCGCCGCCCUGCCCACGUGAACACCGGCCGCAGGACCGCAGGAGAAACAGACAGCGCCUUUGCCAUCUGCAGGGAGCGCCCCUCCCGCCCCGUCUCCCCCUCUCCCACGCCUGGAGGGAAUGGCAGAGGGGCGCAGGGCGACUUGCAGGGUGGUGGAGGUUUCCAGUUCAGACAGCAGCGGUCCCGUGUUUGCUGUCUCUGUGACCGACCGGAGCGUGCAGUCCGGUCAGAACCGAGGACCUGGCUGAGGCUGCCCGGAUGCAACAUGGAGUUUGGAAACUGGAGAACUUUAAUAAAACGUGCAUUGCACUACGCUCAGGUUUGCCAUCUUCCCACGUGUUUGGUAUUUUAAGGCAUCCUUCCCCGGCAUAGUUUACGCCCGAUCUUGGCCCCAUCGCGACGAAUGGGAGUUUCCGUGGGAGCCAGGGUCGGGCUCCUCCCGUUAAUCCCUUUAAAUUGAUGGAUAUCUAUGAGCAGAGCAGCCGCGCUUCUGUAAAGGCAUAUUUGAGUUCAAGUGUAGUUUGUGGCAUGUAAUGAUUGAUUUCUUAGAUUAUACUUCACAAUCGUGCUGCGCUAUAUCUUUGGAUGAACAAAAGUAAAGGUCCUGAUAUACAUAGAUAAACGACUGUGACAAACCAAACAGGUGGAACAUUCAGACAUUAUGUGGUCCAAAUAUUUAUACAUACAUAUAAAUGUAUAUCAUUUUAUACGUUUUUUCUCAUUAGGCUGCAGAGUUCAAGUGUACAUUUCUGAUGGUUGCAUGGUAAUUUAAAGUGUAAGAAGUUGAUUUUUUUGAGUCUUUACCGAAGCAUGUUUUCGUCGGGGGAAAAAAAAGUAACCACUGGAUUUUAUUGGCAUAUUUGAGAUGUAAUCAUAGGCCUAGGAGAUGGAAAAGAUAACCCUCUCUACAUUUACUGUACCUAACACUAAUUCUCCCAAGUUUCUCUCCUGAAGUUUCCUUUUAAAACAUUUCUCUUUGUCAUUUGGUUUGGCAGGGCAUCCCUCAUAACCUGAAAACUCAGAAACUCUGAGACUAGUUACUGUUGCUUUUAUAUGAAUGAUGCGGAUAAGAACAAAAGAUGCCCCUAAGCCCUGCUUUUAUCUCUGGAGAUCAGUUACCUGUUUCAGGUGGGUAAUACAACCUUAUAAAGGGGCAAUUGCUGUAACCUUAAAAAUCAUGUUAAAACUCCUAUCGACUUCAAGGGUGCUGCAUUGGGCUCAAAAAUUGAAAGCUAGGAGUCUGGCAUCCCAAGAAAUUAAUGAAGAGAGUUUGUUAGUGGGAAUAGGAAAGUAAUACUGCUUACUGCUACUUGAAACUUUAGUUCUGUAAUUGUCAGGCAGGGUGUGGGAAACCUGGCUGACACAUGAGGAAGUAUCCAGUUAUUGGUGAUAUUUGCUACCUCUCUACCUUUCAUUUCUACUGACUUCGGUGGGUUUUGGAUCAGGCCUUAGAUCAAAAGAGCUUUUUUCUGCAAUUAUUCUUUUAAUAACACAGCAUUAAUGCCAAAUGAGGUAGAAAACAUACAUCAGAGAAAAGUAUUACAUUAUUAUUUUUAAAAGGGGUGAUUGUGGUAGAAAAUAGUUAAAGUGCAGAGCUUCCAGUAUGCAGUGCACUCUUUUCCAUAACAGAGGAAUCUGAUUUUUUAAAGGGUUUGUUAGAGAGGAAAAUCACAUUUCAUCUUCAUCAUUACAAGCACCAUAAUGAAAAAGAAUUUUAGCUGGGGGCUUAUCCAUCCCUGAAUUGCCAGGAAGUAAUUGGUUCACAAAAAUCUGUCUCAUGCAGUUUGCACAAAUUAUUACAACAUGUUGUUCAAGAACGUAUCUCUUCUGUGUCAUGAUGCUUAAAGUGCACAUUGGCUUUCCAACCAAAAAGGUAGCUGGUAAGUCCUAUCUAUCUAUAGGUGUGUUUGUCUAAAUAAAGCAGUUUUAAAAAUUA